UUUGUGUUAGCGCGCUUCAUCCAUCGGCUAUCAUUUGUUUCCCUCAGAGGUUUUAAUCCAUGCUGUGCACUUGGCAACCAUUUAGACGCAUUGAGAGCGACUUGGAUAAGAAAACCUGGCCUGUUAAAAACUGACCGUUGAAUAUCUGCACACUUCGAAAUUUUAAAAACACUAUGCCUUCCAGAGACCCUGGCAUUUUUAAAUCAGGAAAAUAAACCGUGUCGCUCAUGACUUCGAUGCAGAGUAUAAUGGCGUGAUAUCUUGUGAUAACACUAACAAAUACAUCUCUGCAAGUCAGUGCGGACUCCUCAGGUGCUGCUACACGUUUCUUGAAUCAGCAACAAAAUGGAAGACACCUUCAGAAACAAAAUUCCAACUAAUAAUGUCCAGGGACUAUGAAGAGCCUGGUCACUCAGUAGGGAUGUUGGCUGCGGUGGAACAUGGUCCCGUCCUCUGCAGUGACUCCAACAUCCUCUGCCUCUCAUGGAAAGGACGAGUUCCUAAGAGUGAGAAGGAGAAGCCGGUGUGCAGGAGGCGCUACUACGAGGAAGGAUGGCUGGCCACCGGAAAUGCGAGGGGUGUUGUUGGCGUGACUUUUACAUCCAGUCACUGCAGGAGAGACAGGAAUACUCCACAAAGGAUUAAUUUCAAUUUAAGAGGGCACAACAGUGAGGUCGUCCUCGUCCGAUGGAAUGAGCCAUUUCAGAAGCUUGCUACUUGUGACAUGGAAGGGGGGAUAUUUGUGUGGAUACAGUAUGAGGGAAGAUGGUCUGUGGAGCUGGUUAAUGAUCGGGGGGCUCAGGUAAGUGAUUUCACUUGGUCACACGAUGGCACUCAGGCCCUGAUUGCCUACAGAGAUGGCUUUGUCUUGGUGGGCUCAGUCAGCGGUCAGAGGCACUGGUCAUCAGAGAUCAACCUGGAAAGCCAAAUCACCUGUGGGAUCUGGACUCCUGAUGACCAACAGGUGUUGUUUGGAACAGCAGAUGGUCAGGUGAUUGUAAUGGACUGCCAUGGUCGCAUGCUUGCUCACGUCCUGCUGCAUGAAUCGGAUGGCAUUGUUGGCAUGUCCUGGAACUGCCCUGACUUCCUGGUGGAAGACAGUACUGAAAGUGAUACCGACUCUGAUGACAAUGCCCCAAGUCAAGUGCGUAAUGUGAAGCCACUUCUCACAGUCAGCUUCAUUUCUGGAGACAUUAGUCUGAUGAAUAACUAUGAUGACCUUUCACCCAACAUAAUCCGCUCAGGACUUAAAGACGUGGAGGUGCAGUGGUGCUCUCAGGGAGACUUGUUAGCCGUAGCUGGAAUGGAGAGACAUGGACUCACUUCUGAAUCAGCCUGUGCCUCCAUAAUGAGAAAUGCCCUUGUCAAGUUCUACAACAUUCAAGGAGAACACAUAUACACUUUGGAAACACCUGCACAGAGGCCUAUCACUACUAUCUGCUGGGGUCACCGGGACUCACGGCUGUUUCUGGCAUGUGGGCCAGCACUGUAUGUCGUGCGUGUGGAGCACCGGGUGGCCAGCCUCCAGCUGCUGUGUCAGCAGGGCAUAGCCAGUGCCCUGAGAGAAGAGAGAGAUGUGGGCAAACUGAACAUGCCUUCCCUCCUCUGUUCUUAUGUUACCAGUGCAUUCAUCCCAACUAUCAAGCCUCCAAUUCCUGAUCCAAACAACAUACGUGACUUUGUCAGCUACCCUACGGCGGGGAAUGAGAGACUGCACUGUACUAUGAAGCGUGCAGAAGAGAAUCCUGAGGCCGGAGGGCCAUGUUAUACCCUGUACCUGGAGCAUCUGGGAGGCCUGGUGCCUAUCCUCAAAGGCCGUCGAAUCAGCAAACUGCGUCCAGAGUUUGUUAUAAUGGACCCCAAAAUGGACAGCAAAACAGAUGAAGUCUGCGUGAACGGUAUGAUAUCUUACAUGACUGACAGCUGCAACUGCUCCGACUCUAGUGAUAUUGAGUUGAGUGAUGAGUGGGUUGGAAGGAAGUCGCCAAAGCUUUCCAGAGGAAACAGGUCCCCUAAACUUCCCAGAAUCAAUAUGGAAUCAAGAAAGUCUCCCAAGCUUGCCCAAGCAUCUCAAGAAAUGUCCAGGUCUCCAAGGUUACCAAAGAAACCUACCAUACGGUCUCCAAGUCUGACUCGCAGAGAAUUUCCAGUAGAUGGAAUGAGUGAGCAUAAUUAUCUUGCUCAAGUCACCUCUAACAUUUGGGGCACAAAGUUCAAGAUUGUGGGACUUGCUUCCUUUUUGCCAGCAAAUUUGGGUGCAGUUAUCUAUAAAACCAGUUUGUUGCACUUGCAACCACGUCAGAUGACAAUCUAUCUACCAGAGGUCCGUAAAAUUUCCCCAGACUUUAUGAGUUUACCAGUCUUCAAUCCUAAUGUAUUCAGUGAAGAUGAAGAUGAUUUACCAGUGAUGGGACCCUCUGGUGUGUCAGGUGAUAAUCCUCCCUGCACAGUUAAUAUUCCAAUUGCUCCUAUACAUAGUCCAGCUCAAGCAAUGUCACCCACACAGAGCAUAGGACUUGUCCAGUCUCUCCUGGCCAAUCAGAAUAUUCAGCUUGAUGUCUUGACCAAUCCUACAGCCACUGCAGCCGCAGCUGCUGCAGCAGCAGCGGCAGCAGCCAACACAACAGUCCCUGAUCAUAAUCCUGACAAUGUGACAGCACAGUACACUGUGCCGACAAGGUACUCCAGCCCUGGACAAGUAAUUUUCAGUGGCCUAGAAAUGGGCAACCUUUUAAGUGGGACACUUCCACCACCACCACAUCAUUUACCACCACAACCCCAUCAGCAGCGUCAGCAACAGCAGCAACAGGAAGAUCAUCAUCAACAAUUAAAACAUCAGACUCAAACACAACAGCAGCAUCUGAAGUUGCAGCAGCAUCAACAAGCACAGCAACAGCACCAACAACCAAUGCAGCAGCAUCCACAGCACAUGCAGCACCAACAGCAAAUGCAAACACAGCAUCAUCAACAGAUUCAACAGCACAUACAACAGCAGCAGCAACUGCAACAGCAUCAACAAAUACAGCAGCAGCAACUGCAACAGCAUCAACAAAUGCAGCAGCAGCAACUGCAACAGCAUCAACAAAUGCAGCAACUGCAACAGCAUCAACAAAUGCAGCAGCAGCAACAACUGCAGCAGCAUCAUCAGCAAAUGCAGCAACAGCAGUUACAGCAGCAAGUGCAACAGCAUCAGCAGGUACAGCAACAACAUCAGCAUCAAAUACAGCAACAGCACCAUCAGAUGCAGCUCCAGCAUGAGCAAAUGCAACAGCAGCAGCAACAAAUUCGGCAACAAAUUCAAGAGAUGAGGCAGCAGCAACAACAGCUUCAGCAGCAGCACCAACAAAUGCAGCAGCAACAUCAACAGAUGCAAAGGCAGCAUCAACAAAUGCAGCAGCAGCUCAAAAUGCAAAUAUCUUUACCACCUCCUCCUUCAUCGUACACUCCUAUUUCCAUGCAUCAGCUCCAGAUGAUGCCUCAGAUUCCUCACCCAGACCAACCACCAGACAGAAUAGAGCAAACACAUACUCUGAAGGUCCCUUCUAGGCCACAGUCAUUUAUUGAAAGUGACACCGCUCUUGAAAUUCAAAUGCGCAAAAUGAACCCUCCACCACCAUACCCAGGUACAGUGGUGUCUGCAGCAGCUGCUGUCCCACCUACAGCCCCUCCAGGCCUCAUUGGUAACAGUGAGAAUACUAACACAUUGUCAGCAGACUCAUGCUUAACUAAGGAUGAGUUCUCUCUUCACCCAGUGACCAUCCAGUACCCAACUCCACUGGGUUAUGAAAGGAUCACAACUUUUGACAGCAGUGGAAACGUAGAAGAGGUGUGUCGGCCACGGAGACGUCUCAUACGGAACCAGAAUGCCUACAGUAUGCAAGGAAUGGGCAGUUCGGCUACAUUAAAAGUCACCUCAUCAGAAAACAAGAAAGUCCAGCUUCCCUAUAGCUCAGCAACUCUGAGCCGCCUUUCAGUGCCUCGAUACUCCAUACCAAGUGGAGAUCCGCCACCAUACCCUGACCCUGCUAACCAGAUUAAUGUCAUUAGGAGUCCUACACAAAGGAUUGACAGCAGUCUUAUCCAUGCUACUAUGCGACGGGAUCGCAGAGAAACUGCUCUGAAAAUUUCUCAAAUGGUGGAUACAGUAAGGACUUUACCAACCAAAUCUAAAGUUAACAGUGCCCUUGCACUUUCUUACCAGCCCAGGAUCCCCACCGCUUUGUACACUUGCACUCAGUGCAGCAGUAACAGCAGCAGCUCUAGUGUAAGUGUCAGUGGUGGUGGGAGCAACAGCAGUGGCAUUGCAGGUGGCACUGUAGUGCGACAAGAUUUUCCCCCUGGCAAAGGGGCCCAACACAGUACUAUAAUUGUGCACUCCAAAAGUGCUUCACCCCUGGCCUCACAGUCCUCUUACAACCUGUUGAGUCCAGUUGACAAUAGCCGAGAUAGGACUGUGUAUAUCAACUCUGCUUUUACUGAAGAUGAGACACUAAACCAGCAGUGCCAUUUGGAAAAAUCUGUGCGGCAUUUAACACUCGGUGAUGUCAGUUUAACAGUGAAACGGCCACCACCUUACCAGUGGGAUUCUCCUGCUUCAGACCAAAUGUGGAUGCCCCAGGAUCAAAAUAUAUUGACUAGUCCACCAGGACCUCACAAACCACCCCCACUUUUACUCAGCCAAGCACAGCACUUAGACAUAACCCGAAUGCCUUUUGUUCUCUCAACAAAACCUCCCUCCAGUCCUAGUGCUAUGACCUUGCCAUCAGCUUAUCAGAUCUCUCUCUCUCCCUUUCCCCCUGGUGUGAGCCAUGGUGGACCUCAGCUUCAGUCUUUGCAAAGUCCUCCACAGGCAUGUGGGACAAGUGACAUGGUAACAUCAGUUCCAUUUAGUCAGCAGGAUCCAUCUCUGGUUUUGCCUCCUGGUUAUGCAAAUAAUAUGGCCAAUCUAGCUUGUUGUCCGCUACCACCCAUGUACCCUGGUGCCAGCUCAUGCACCAACCUUCAGCUGCAUCCAAUGGCCUUACAUCCCUGGAGCACAUAUAGUGCUUGCCCUCCCAUGCAGGACCACUCAGCGACCUUACCAAGUAAGAUGCAUCAGGGUUUGGAGAAGCCUGUUCUUUCACCUCCGCCACCACCUCCUCCGCCACCUCCUCCACCACCUCCUCCCCCUCUCCCCCCUCCUCCUCCUCCAGCUGAACUCCUGAACCAUCAAAGCACCUCAGAGGUGUUAGCUGACUCUGGUGAGAGUUUUCAGGAACAGUCCUCGCUUAAUGAGAGUCCAGUACCGCAGGGAGCAGACAGGUUCAGCAAAAAAAGUCGCAAGAGACUUGACAGCAGGGCAGAGGAGGCAAACAUGUCCACUGUUUCUGAGAGCAAAUCAAAAAAGGAAGGCCGUGCACUGUCUGACUUCAAUUCUCUCAUUUCCAGCCCAAGGCUUGGAGUACGAGAGAAAAAGAAGCCUAAGGGACAGAAGGAGCAGCUGAACAAGGCCAAAAAGUUGAGCAGGACCACAAAUGAAUUCCAAGACAGCUCAGAAAGUGAGCCUGAACUUUUCAUUAGUGGUGAUGAACUAAUGAAUCAAAGCCAGAGCAGCAAGAAAGGCUGGAAGAGUAAACGCAGCCUGCGCACAGCAAACGAACUGGAGGAGAUUAAGUGCCGCAAGGCAAACGAGAGAGAAGAUCGGGGCCUUGGCAGCCAGGGCUUCGUAUAUGUCAUGGCCAACAAACAGCCCUUGUGGAAUGAAGCUACCCAAGUCUACCAGCUUGACUUUGGAGGAAGAGUGACGCAAGAGUCAGCCAAAAACUUUCAGAUAGAGCUGGAUGGACGACAGGUGAUGCAGUUUGGCAGAAUUGAUGGUAAUGCAUACAUCCUAGAUUUUCAGUACCCAUUCUCAGCUGUGCAAGCAUUUGCUGUCGCCUUGGCCAACGUGACUCAGAGGCUUAAAUAAAGACAGCUCCAGCCAUCACACAUCACAGCACAGUUAAUGUUUGCUGACUGCGCAUUGUGAAAAAGGAUGCAAAAGAAUGCUUUGUGUUGCCAUAAAAUGGUAGGCUCCUGCUUGUCUUGUGCUGGGACAUACAGUUAACUGUCAGGGGAAUUCGGACAGUCAGAGACGUAGUACACUUUAGAGGUAUUUAAAACAUACAGAAAUUGUCAAACCACCCAUAUAUUAGUGUUUUUUAAGCUAAAGAGACAAAAAAAUGUAAAUUUGAUAGACUGCUGGAUGACUUCUUGAAAAAAGGUAACUGAAUGAAAAAAAAUAGAGCUGGUACAGAUGAGUUCCUAUUUAUGUUUUUUUUUUCGUUAGUGUGUAUGUGUAUAUGUUUCAUAACAUUGAUAUAUGAAAGGCUAAAAAAAUGCAUGCAAGACAAUUACCAAAUCCGUUACCCUGUGCUAAUAGGAUUCCCUUAUUGAGGACCCUUACUGCAGGUUGUUUUCCAAGUGUAAACUGCGUUAUGAAAUUGGCAGAUUAUUUACCAUUGCCUACAAAGGGGAUGAUGCCAUGAGUGAAAAUACAUUUAAACUUGUGACUUUUGUCUAUUACUGAGGUGCCUGCCCCAUUCCUGCACCCUACAAAGUUUAGUUCCAGCACUAAAGUAGCACACCUCAUUUACCUAAUCAGAAAGGCCAGGAACAUGCAAACAUUAGUUACAUGUGUUAGGUUGGGGCUGAAACUUUGUAGGAGGGUAGAUAUCCAGGAGUAGGGUAGCCCUAUGAGGAGUAGUCAUACAUCAGACAUUACUAACACUCACUUUAAUGUGCCAUUACAUCCACUGUUUUCAUAGUUAUGUGUCUUAAUUUUUGUAUACAAAACAUGUCUCAUCUUAUUUUAGUGUGUUAUUAGCAGUGUGUUAUGGUAGCAGUUUUCCCCUGUAGAACUCUUAAAUAGAUGUUUGGAGAUGAUGAACCAGAGGGUAUCAAUAUCAUGUGAAUCACUGUAAUGUGUAGAAUUCCAAUAGUACCACCACAUCACUGAAUAUCACCACUUGUUAUAGAAUUGUAAACAAAGGUACAUAGUGUUUGGUUUUUGAACAGUAUGUUCACAAUGACACAAAUACAAAAUGCAUAGAAUUUAUUUUGGACAAAGGAAAUUUAAUUCAGUCUAAACGCAUAUGAUUCAUUUGGCCUAGUAAUAUAUUAGAAUGUAUAAACUGAGGUAAAGGGUGAAAAUGAGAAUGCACAUAAAACUAAAUAACAGCUGCACUCAUGGGUGGGAUAUGAUUUUCUCUCAUUCUUAAAAGACAUCAUUUUUUUUGUAUUGUGUUUCAUCAAAUGUAGACAAAAAUACCUUAUGUAUCUAUUUGAUGGGAUUUAUGUUUAAUUUAUUUGUUAAUGGGGCAGCUUUCUGGCUACAUGUUAAGAAUACAUUACACUGGCAAGCCUUUUUUGGUCUGUUUGUAGGUUAUUCCAUGUCUGGAAAACUGUCUCUCUAUAUAUAAUCAAUCAGUAAAAAAAGUAAACGUUUAUUGUUUUGUUUAAUUAGCAAUUACAUAUAUUCAUGCCCUUAUUGAAUUUUAUCUGUUUUGUUCAUUUUUAUAUUUCUGGUGUAAGCUAAAACUUUGCUGAGAGUUACUGUGUCGACAGAAGAUGGCUGAUAUGAGCGUUCUCUUGUUCUUGGUGUUGUAUAUGCUUUGAUGAUUUGCAAAUGCAGCAAUUUCUAAUUCUAUUAUACUGGAUUAUUCAGGCCCAGUUUGAAUUGUGUGGAAUGUGAGGCUUUAACUGUGCUACUGCUUUAUUAUUGUAAUGUAAAAUAAACCAUGAUAAGCUUGUCAUAUUAACUCAAGGAUGUUUCUGAAGCAUUAGGAAAGUGUGUGCAGUAGCCGACGAGCGAACAGAACAUGCGUCACUAGAAUAAAGUCAAACUAGUUUGAAGAAA
This is a messenger RNA of Colossoma macropomum (tambaqui), 7876 nucleotides long. RefSeq names its product TUB like protein 4b (gene tulp4b). The coding region runs from base 383 to 5947 and encodes 1854 amino acids. The transcript has 16 exons. Gene Ontology annotation, molecular function: protein binding. The record is from RefSeq and is a predicted model, not a curated record. NCBI's taxonomy places the organism in Eukaryota, Metazoa, Chordata, Actinopteri, Characiformes, Serrasalmidae.